CAGAUCCAGUCGAUUCGUCGCAUUUCCUACUCUGUCUUGUCUUUUGUCGUCUACAGUCAUACUUCUCGAGUUCUGCGUUUUGUCGUCAUGGCGGGUGAAGACGAGACUCAGCGUCCAAAAAACCAGCAGCAGUCUUCGGAUAGCUCCCGCGGGAGGUAUGACGACGAGAACCCGUUCGUCGCGUUUCGCCGUUUCGCCGAUGAACAGAUCUCCUCCAUGCUCCAGUCGGUGACGGGCCUCCCAUCCUCGGUGCAUCCUCCUCAUAGCGACCAUUGGCCUGUUUUCACAGAGAACAACCACAACAACAACAGAGACUCCCGUGCUCUCCAGCGGGUGGCGGCGGGUGGCAACGACCAGGAAGAUGGCGCACACUCUCAAACCACCUCAACCGACCCAUCUGCACAACGAGAGAACUCGCCAGCAUCGUCGCGAUGGCCAGAGUCCGAAGACCCGUGGAACACGCGUCGCGGACAAAAGCACCCCAAUACACCGUCCGGUUUCUUCGAUGACGUCGAUUUCUUCUUCGACUCCUUCUUCGACCGCUACUGGUUCAACGAUGCCUUCUCCUCGCGGUUCUUCCAUCCUUACCAGCGCCCCUUCUUCGCGAACAUGAUGAGCGACGACUCACCCGCCUGGCCCGUCACAUACCUCAUGUUUAGCCCCUACUCGCCGCUCCACCUAGAGCGCCAAGCGCAAUACCGCGCCCACCGCGAUCGCGGCGUAUUCACCUCCCUCAUGUCUACGCUGAAGCCCUCGAGCUCCGAACACGACCCUGCCGAGCCCCAGUGGCGCGAAGCCUUUGAAGACCUUCUGCGUCUCGAGAACGGAAUGCCCAUGCUGGAACGCGCCGCCGGCGCACAGCAACCAAGCCUGCCGCAGGAAUCCGCAAAGGACUGGCUGCAGGGUCUGGUGAAGAGGGGAAGUAUGGGAGACCGUUGGAAAUAUGUCGCCGGGAAGAACGGUCACCCCUGGUCUUCGAUCACCCUCGACAACUCCAAGGAUAAUCAGGCCCUUCCGGAAGGGGAACGCGCAGACGACCAGGCCGAAAAGACGGAAAUCCGCUGGAACGAGGAGGAUGGCUCCGGAGCGACGACGGAACUGGACAUGUAUGACCGCUUUUUGACGGAUAUUGAGGCGCGUCAGCGCGAGUUCUUUGAUGAAGCUCGCGCGAGUCCCCUCAUGCAUUUCCUUUUCCAGGGUUUACACUCGCCCCGAGACAGGAGGGCCCAGAAGGAGGAGGACAACGACGACGACACAGAGUGGAUAGACCUCGUCUCAGGCGGCCAGAAGACAUCCGUACCUGAUUCUGUCCCGAAGCCAUCGCCAUCACCCCCAUCAUCAGAGCAAGAUCCUUCCAAGGCCGUAGAGCCAGCCCAGCAGCAACAACCCUACGUCAUAUCCACCAAGAUCACAACAGACCGCACCCGCCUCUCAGACGGAUCCGUGCAGACCAAGACGACAAAAACCAAACGAUAUGCGGAUGGUCGCGAGGAGACGAAUGAAUCCGUUGAGGUCGUUCAUCCUUCCCAGCAGCACUCGGAUGGGUCGAGCAAAAAGGGCUGGUUCUGGACGGACUAAUUAGUUGACUAAGUAUGCUGAUGACGCACUGACUAUUCUUUCUUUCUUUUUCUUUUGCUUUUGCUGGUUGGAUUUGUUUUGUGUCCUUCGUUACGAUUCUCCUUCUGUUGAACACUUAGCGUUGUUUUUUUAUUUUUAUUUUUUUCUAUUUUUUUUGGUGUUGGUUUUGAUAUUUCUUCUUUUUUCUUGCCUGACUGCCCUGCCCUGCACUGCAUUAUCGAGUUAUAUAGUUCUCGCGUGACAUGCUCACCCCGCCGAGACUCUCAAUCUGCUUAUGUAUAACACUCACUCACUUCAUCAUUUCCUUUCCAAAUCAUCCCAAAGUUAGUCUGAUCCAUUCCUGCUUUGAUUACGAAGUCAUCACGAGCUAGGCAGUUGAAAC
This is a messenger RNA of Aspergillus candidus, 1960 nucleotides long. RefSeq lists its product as uncharacterized. The record is from RefSeq and is a predicted model, not a curated record. Lineage: Eukaryota; Fungi; Ascomycota; Eurotiomycetes; Eurotiales; Aspergillaceae. Bases 88 to 1578 code for a protein of 496 amino acids. The transcript has a single exon.